Messenger RNA from Eruca vesicaria subsp. sativa (arugula), 3530 nucleotides. The record is from the annotation of a GenBank genome assembly. NCBI's taxonomy places the organism in Eukaryota, Viridiplantae, Streptophyta, Magnoliopsida, Brassicales, Brassicaceae.
ACCUGCAAAUCCCAUAUUUUCUAGACAUCCAAACAACACGAUGGAGAAGACAGUUCUGUGAAGAAGAUAAAUUUUCUCAGUGUUCAAUGGCUUUGAUUCCGACUAAUAUUACAGAAAUGCCACUGAGACACUCCCUUCCUCUAACCUCGACCUCUCGCUACUCAUCGCUUCCCACUUUGAUAUUCUUCUCCUUAUCUCCGAAACAACCUUCUCGUAUCAUUCUUCGACCAUUCUCUUCGCUCCGCACGAGCGAGCGUAGCUCCAGAAACAACAACAACAACAAUAGAAGCCAUAACAACCGCCAAUCAGAUCACCGGAACCCUAAACCCACCGCUCCCUGGAUCGACAAGUGGCCUCCCUCCUCUUCCUCCGGGAAGGAAUUAAACGAACGAGGUAAAAUCCAGUCAUCGGAGGAUGAGGCCGAAGCGAAACGCCGCUAUUUGGAGAAGGAUAAAGGACAAAGCGCGAUUGAGAGGAUCGUCCUCCGUCUCAGGAACUUAGGAAUCGCUUCUGACGACGAGGACGAUGUGGAGGAUAACGACGGUGAAGAAGAAGAUGUGAAGGCGGUGGUGACUGGAGAAGAGAGGUUAGGUGAUUUGUUGAAGAGAGAGUGGGUGAGACCUGAUAUGAUUCUUGCCGAAGGAGAAGAAGAGAGUGACGAUGAGGAUGAUGAUGUGUUGUUGCCAUGGGAGAAGAAAGAGGAAGAAGAAUUAGGGGAGAGAGUAGACGGAGAUGAUAGAGGAGUGGCGGUGAAGAAGAGGAGAGCUAGAGCUCCUUCACUAGCGGAGCUUACGGUUGAGGAUUCGGAGUUACGGAGGUUGAGGAGAGACGGGAUGUAUUUGAGAGUGAGGAUUAAUAUACCCAAAGCUGGGCUUACGCAGCCUGUGAUGGAGAAGAUUCAUGAUACUUGGAGGAAAGAGGAGCUUGUCAGGCUUAAGUUUCAUGAGGUGCUUGCUCGUGACAUGAGAACUGCUCAUGAGAUUGUUGAGCGUCGAACUGGUGGAAUGGUGAUAUGGAGAGCAGGAAGUGUAAUGGUGGUUUAUCGUGGACGUGACUAUCAAGGACCUUCUGUGAUCUCUAACCAGAUGGCUAGACCUGAAGAAACUCUUUUUGUUCCAGAUGUAUCUUCUGCUGGUGAUGAAGCAACUAAUGCCAAAGAUAAUAAGAAUCAGAAUGCACCCCAGGAAAUCAAAGAUCCUAUUGUCAAGAACCCUAUUCGGAAGGAGAGUAUGACAGAAGAAGAAGCUGAGUUUAACAAACUAUUAGACAGUUUAGGUCCACGUUUUCACGAGUAUUGGGGUACUGGUAUCCUACCUGUGGAUGCUGACUUACUACCUCCUACGAUUCCUGGCUAUAAAACACCAUUCAGGCUUCUUCCUACUGGUAUGAGAUCUAAUUUGACUAAUGCUGAGAUGACAAAUCUGAGGAAGAUUGGUAAAACUCUCCCCUGCCAUUUUGCUCUUGGUAGGAACAGAAAUCACCAAGGACUGGCAGCUGCUAUACUCAAGCUCUGGGAGAAAAGUCUGGUUGCAAAGAUAGCCGUGAAGCGAGGUAUCCAGAAUACAAAUAACAAACUGAUGGCGGAUGAGAUAAAGACAUUGACAGGGGGUGUCUUACUGCUGAGAAACAAGUAUUACAUAGUAAUAUACCGUGGGAAGGACUUCCUUCCUUUAAGCGUGGCAGCUACUUUAGCGGAGAGACAAGAAUUAACAAAAGAGAUUCAAGACGUUGAAGAGAGGGUAAGAACCCGAGACAUUGAGGCUACUCAACCUGUUGGAGACAAAGUACCAGCGGAAGCUGGCACUCUGGCGGAGUUUUAUGAAGCUCAAGCCCGAUGGGGGAAAGAGAUAACUCCGGACCAUCGAGAAAAGAUGAUUGAAGAAGCUUCAAGGGUUGCGAGUGCCAGAGUUGUCAAACGAAUCCAGCACAAACUCAACCUUGCCCAAUCGAAAUUUCAAAGAGCAGAGAAACUUUUGUCCAAGAUAGAAGCAUCUAUGGUUCCAAACGGACCUGAUUAUGAUCAAGAGGUCAUCUCUGAGGAAGAAAGAAUCAUGUUCCGGAAAGUGGGAUUGAAAAUGAAAUCAUACUUACCCUUAGGUAUCCGUGGUGUAUUCGAUGGGGUCAUCGAGAAUAUGCAUCUGCAUUGGAAGCACAGAGAGCUGGUGAAGCUUAUAUCGAAACAGAAGAGUCUUGCGUUUGUUGAGGACACGGCUCGGUUACUAGAAUACGAGAGCGGUGGGGUUCUCGUGGCAAUAGAAAAGGUUCCUAAAGGAUUUGCUCUUAUUUAUUACCGUGGGAAGAAUUACCAGAGACCCAUUAGCUUGAGACCUAGAAACCUUCUCACAAAAGCAAAAGCAUUGAAACGUUCCAUUGCAAUGCAACGCCAUGAGGCUCUUAGUCAGCAUAUCUCUGAGCUGGAGAAACAAAUAGAGCAAAUGCAGAACGAACUUACUGCAAAAAACCCGUCAUACAAUGAAUCCGAAUGGGAGAAUGAUGAUGAUGAUGAUGAUGGCGAUAGUGAGGAUGAGAAAGAUGAUGCGGAGGACGAUGAGGGUGAUUGGGACGAAGCUGAAGCUGAUGGUGAAUCCACAAUUUCUAGUUUAGAAGAAGCUGAUUAUCCAUUACGCUAAGGAUGAGGCACGCAUCGUUUUUUUUAUAUCUCAGAAGGUUGUAGCUGACUUGUGAAACAGUAAUGGUUUGUUCAUUGCUGGAAAAAGAAGAGAGUAGAGAUCUCAAACAUAGGAGGCAGAGUAUGUUCAUCAUCUACUUGUGCAAGUAACAAAGAACAGUUUAGUCCUCUCAACAAAGAUCAAUUUAUUUAUUUGUAUUUUACAAAUAAGUUGUAUGUUUUUUUUAUCUUUCAAUGUAUUGUACACUACUUGAUAAAGUAUUUACCAAAUGUGCAUUGAUCUCUGUCUUUGUCAUUAAUUCUGACAAGUUUGAUCUCCAUUGAUGUUGGCCUCGGCAAUUGAUUCGAGUUUCACGCCUUAGUUUGGUUUCAGGGAAAAACUUACUAUCUCUAGCCAUAUGUAACAUGUCAUGUUCGUGACAAAAAUAAAAUAAAAAAUGUAACAUGUAAUGUCGUCAAAGGUCUGUAUUAAUGUUUCUCAUUUCAUUUGUUUUAGUAUGAAUUUCUCAAACAUUUUUUUUAUAGACUCUCACUAAAUAUAAAUAUAUGACGUAUACAUGAAUAUUGGAAACUUUUCCCUACUUUCACAUAAAACAUCGAUACACUAAUUAAUUUACUUGAUUUAAAUCCCUUCAUUACCACAUGGAGUCCAUAUUAAAAGCUUCCUCAUGCGGUUGGGGUUGAGAAGAACUUGAGCCAUUUUGCAUAACAUUGGAGACUCCUUGCUGAAGAGUAGAAGGAUUGAUAUCGGUGAAACUAUAAGAGUUCCUAAGUUGGAAAGCCUUGAGCAGCAAAGAGUUGAUUGGAGAUAAAGACGGACCAAGUAGACUUGUUGUCCAAGAGGGGAUAUUAGUAGCCAUGUUCAUGUUGAGACCAGCCGUACUUAUAGUAUUGUCUUGUG